Messenger RNA from Eimeria tenella, 794 nucleotides. Its product is annotated as ABC1 domain-containing protein, putative. Lineage: Eukaryota; Apicomplexa; Conoidasida; Eucoccidiorida; Eimeriidae. The transcript has 4 exons. Gene Ontology annotation, molecular function: kinase activity. The annotation marks the transcript as partial. Gene Ontology annotation, biological process: ubiquinone biosynthetic process. The record is from RefSeq and is a predicted model, not a curated record.
UGCAGCAGGAGGCAGCUGCAGCAGCAGCAAAAGCUGCGGCAGCUAUUGCUGAUGCAGCAGCAGCAGCAGUAGCAGCAGCAGCAACCCGACCCAACGAAUGGGCUCACCUGGACCUCCAAGCAGCGGAAGCAGCUGCAGCUGCAGCAGCAGCAGCGGCAGCAGCAAAACGCGCUGCUGCUGACUUCGAUAGCGUGGCUGCGCUGCAGAGCCCGCCACCGCGAGUAUUUGCAGCAACUGCAACAGCAGCUUCACCAGCGCCAGCAGCAACAGCAACAGCAGCAGCAGCAGCAGCAGCAGCAGCAAAACCACUUAGAGUUUCAUCUCUCCCUACGAGCCGCUUGUCUCGUGUGUUUCACUUUGGUUCGCUGCUGCUGCAGCUCAGCAGCAGGUUGACUUGGAGGGCUUUGCUGCAGAAGUUUAGAUACCGCAGCAGCAGCAGCAGAACUGCUGCUGCUGCUGGUGACGACCUCGCCGCAGGACUCUCUGCGGAUGCCGCAGCAGCAGCGCGCCUCCUCAGCACUCUGCAGCAGCAGCAGCAGCAGCAGGACCCGCAAGAGCAGCAGCAGCAGCAGCAGCAGCAGCAGAUGUUGAUGGAUGAGACCACUGCGGCGCUGCUAACGAAUAAAAUUUGCCAAAUGAGAGGAGCAGCUCUGAAGUGCCUCCAGAUGCUAAGCACUGCUGGAGAUUUGCUGCCAGCGCCUCUCAUCGACGCGCUGCAGCGCUCGCGAGAUGGAGCCGAUGCGAUGCCGCCGGGGGAAGCAGAGAAGGUACGAUAUUUGCAGCAGCAGAAGUAG